Linum trigynum is the source of this 2032-nucleotide messenger RNA. The record is from the annotation of a GenBank genome assembly. Lineage: Eukaryota; Viridiplantae; Streptophyta; Magnoliopsida; Malpighiales; Linaceae.
CCCAGUUGCCUUGCCCAAGUUAGAAGUUAGAAGACACUUCCACCGACGCCUUCCAAGUUCCAACCACAGAAACCAGAAGUGUCGAAGAAACCAUGGCCGCCUCUUCCCGCCACCUCCGCCACCUCCGCCACCUCUCCAGCGCCGCCGCUGCUGCAGAAGCCGCCACAACAGCUGCUGCUGCUUCUUCCUCAAUCUCCAUCUCGAAGGCGAAAUCCAAGCUCCGAUCCGAACACGAUCCCGACAAGGCCCUGAAAAUCUACUCUUCCGUCUCCGACCGCUAUUCCUCCCCUAUCUCCUCCCGCUACGCCCAGGACCUCACCGUCCGGCGCCUAGCCAAGGCCCGCCGCUUCUCCGACAUCGAGUCCCUCAUCGAGGCCCACAAGUCCGACCCUAAGAUCAAGCAGGAGCCUUUCCUCGCCACUCUGAUCCGAUCCUACGGCCUCGCCGGAAUGUUCGACAACGCUCUCUCGACCUACACUCAAAUGGACCAAUUGGGUACUCGUCGAUCCUCCAUCUCUUUCAACGCCUUGCUGUCUGCUUGCAACCAGUCGAAACGUUUCGAUCAGGUCCCGAUCUUGUUCGCCGACAUCCCGUUCAAAUACGGCGUCAAGCCUGAUAAGAUCUCGUACGGUAUCUUGGUCAAGUCUUACUGCGAGUCCGGGAAGCCAGAGAAGGGUUUGGAGAUACUGAGAGAAAUGGAGGAGAAAGGAGUGGAAGUGACUGCCGUCACUUUCACCACCAUUCUGGAUUGGCUGUACAAGAAAGGGAAUAGCGAAGAGGCUGAGAGGCUGUGGAAUCGAAUGGCGAAGAGGGGUUGUGAAAUUGAUGUUGCUGCUUAUAACGUUAGAAUCAUGAAUGCACAUGAUAGAGAGCCUGAGAACGUCAAGGAGUUGAUCGAAGAGAUGGGGACUUCCGGGUUGAAACCCGAUACAAUCAGCUACAAUUACUUGAUGACUUGUUACUGCAAGAAGGGUAUGUUGGAGGAAGCUCAAAAUGUGUAUACGAGGUUGGAGGAAUUCGGGUGCAAGCCGAAUGCCACCACUUUCAGGAGUUUGGUAUACUACUUGUGUCUGAACGAGAGGUUCGAGGCCGGGUACAGGGUGUUCAAGACUAGCGUGGGGCACAACAAGAUCCCGGAUUUUAAUACGUUGAAGCAUUUGGCAGAAGGGUUGGUGAAGAAGAAGAAGAUCAAAUCUGCGAAAGGGUUGGUUCGCACGGUUAAGAAGAAGUUCCCACCUAAUGUGUUGAAUGCUUGGAGGAAAGUUGAGGAGAAUCUUGGCCUUGCAUCUGUUAGUGGUGAGGGUGAUGGUGAUAAUGAAGAGGAAGAAAAUGAAGAUGAGACUCAAGAAGCUGCAGCUCAAUCAUAAAAGAAGAAAUGGUUGUAAGAUUUUAAUGCUGCUGCCAGUCGAUUUACUAUAUCUCAUAAAGUUGCAGCCGUGAUUGCUUGAGUUUGGCUUUGUAGUUUAGUUCUAGGAUGAUGUAUCGCGCUUGGCUGCCGAAGAGCUAAACUGGGGCCGAGGAAAUUUUUUCGAGCAUCACGCAUACAUAACUUUGGUUCGGUUGCGUACUUCAUUUCGAUGCUAUUGAGGCUGAUGAGCAUCUGAUAUGAAGUUUUGUUUUCAGCUUGGAUCCAAGUUUCUAUGGAACGUUUAAAUUAGUUUGUACUUUCAGGUCAAGGCAGCUGCUUCACCUAUUUCUGUGCUAAACUAAGGUUCUUGUUGCAUAUGUGGAAGAGAGCACAACAGAGGCAUAUAGAUUCAGAGAACAGUAGACUUUCCUGAAACAGGCUCUGGUUCAGGAAGUGUUCAUUUCUCCGAAAGAAAGGCUCGCCAUUGUCUCAUUCGAUCUCUGUAUGCAGUUCCUUCUUAUUCUUCAGCUUCCUAUGAAGAGACAGAGAGAGAGAUAUCGGUCUAAUCAUCUCGACGAACCCACAAGCAACUGCCUAGCCAGCCAGCUAUGAGCUACCCCAUACUUUUGGGGCACAUACAAACAACGUGUUCUAGAGAUGGAGGAAUAAACAGUCACGAAACCC